This is a messenger RNA of Angiostrongylus costaricensis, 1023 nucleotides long. The record is from the annotation of a GenBank genome assembly. NCBI's taxonomy places the organism in Eukaryota, Metazoa, Nematoda, Chromadorea, Rhabditida, Metastrongylidae.
AUGGUGCAAGAACAAGAUUGGCGCGUUACUAAACUCCUAGCGCUCCAAAGGGAGGGCAAGCUAACCGACGAGGAUCGAGCGAGACUUGCCAUAUUGACGGAAAACCAGCCAUAUCAAACAUGUGUAAAAGAGGAGAAAGUGGUUGAAGAUGCAGAUUAUGCUGCAGUUUCUAUUGAAGAUUUUGGCCUUGCAGUUCUAAGAGGAUGUGGGUGGAAAGAUGGCGAGGGAAUUGGGCGUAAACCACAGGUCGUUCCUCUUCGGAUACUUCCUCGUCGUCCAAAUGGACUUGGUAUUGGUGCCACUCCUCAGCAUCUAGAAGUUCUGGGCGUCAAGAAUGCCACGGUCUGUAAACUUUAUUUCGAUGAUGUGGGCAACGUGAUAAAAAAGGACUCCCUCAUACGAAUUACUACCGGACGGCAUAAAGGACUGUAUGGAAAGGUCGAGUCUCGAGACGACGACAAUAAUAGUUUGUUUGUGCGGUUAGCAGUAGGAGGGCAACAUGUGAAGGUGCUCUUUCUGUUCGCAGUUCAGCUCGUUUCGAAAAAAGAGUACGAUAGGGAUGGCAAGUGCAUCAGUAAGCUGUACAAGGAAGAUUAUGAGAAAGAGCGUGAAAAAAUCGAGAAGCAAAAUGGUAGAGGGUCUGGAAAAGAUGAAACUGAACUAUGGGUUCGUGCUGAUCUGCUAGUGAGGUUUGUCGACGAAGAUUAUAAGAAGGGCAGACAUUUCAGAGAGAAAAUGCGAGUUGUGGACGUAGCUUCGCGGAAAAAUAUAUGUUUAGAAGAUUCUCAGGGUAAAAUGCAUUAUGGUAUUCGACAAUCUUGGCUGGAAACGGUGCUGCCACGAUUGGAAAAGUCCCGUGUAAUGAUAGUACGAGGAAAACAUAAAGGCUGUUCGGCAACAAUAGAAGAAAAAGACAAAAGAAGUUGUACUGUUGUUGCACGGCUACUUAAUUCAGAUGAGAUUAUCACUGUUGACUUUGACGAUGUUUGUCAACAUCAACCGAAAGAAGACGAUGAUUAUUGA